Solenopsis invicta (red fire ant) is the source of this 4107-nucleotide messenger RNA. Its product is annotated as ribonuclease H2 subunit A. Gene Ontology annotation, biological process: mismatch repair; DNA replication, removal of RNA primer. Gene Ontology annotation, cellular component: ribonuclease H2 complex. Bases 193 to 1254 code for a protein of 353 amino acids. The record is from RefSeq and is a predicted model, not a curated record. The transcript has 2 exons. NCBI's taxonomy places the organism in Eukaryota, Metazoa, Arthropoda, Insecta, Hymenoptera, Formicidae. Gene Ontology annotation, molecular function: RNA-DNA hybrid ribonuclease activity; RNA binding.
UAUACUUACUAUAUAAUUUAUUAUAUUAGUGGCAAUUGUGGAAGCUAUUUUUCAUUCAUGAAACAAAUUAGAACAAAUUAGAAUAGUACUCAAGCAUAAACCAUAUAUUUUACAUAGAGGUAUUCCACGUGGAAAUGGUAUGACCCAUGUGACCACAUGUGACUUGAAAGAAGUUUAAGGUUAUGUUAGAUCAUGUUAGAAUGCUUUGUUUUGAUCGAGCGCUUACGCCGGUAUAAAAUUGUAAAAAUGAAUGAGAAGAAUGAAAGUGCGAUGAAAAAUGGCAAUCGAGAGGAGGAGGAGGAAGAUUUGUGCAAAGAAGCAAUUAACGGCCUCAUUCGCAGAGAAGAUUUACAUUCAUUUUUCGAACGUAGCUGCCACAGCGUCAACAAGAUUCACUUUUCGGCGGUUCCCAAGAUUUGCAAGGAUGAACCGUGUCAGCUCGGAGUCGAUGAGGCGGGUCGCGGUCCGGUUUUAGGUCCGAUGGUCUAUGGAAUCUCGUACGCUCCGUUAUCUCAGAAACAACUGCUCGUUGAUCUGGGCUGUGCCGAUUCCAAGAGCCUGACAGAGAAGAAACGCGAUGAGAUAUUUGACGACAUCUGCGAGCGUAAAGAGAACAUCGGUUGGGCGAUUGAGGCGAUAUCGCCGAACAUUAUCUCCAAUAGCAUGUAUCGUCGCACCAAGGUCUCGUUGAACGAGGUCUCCAUGAUAUCAGCUACAAAUUUAAUCCAGGGAGCGAUCGAGGCAGGCGUGAAUGUCGCUGAGAUCUACGUGGACACUGUGGGCAAGCCUGAAUCAUAUCAGGCGCGACUAAAAGGUGUGUUUCCCGGGAUCAAGAUAGUCGUAGCAAAAAAGGCCGACGCGACCUAUCCGAUCGUCAGCGCGGCCAGCAUAUGUGCCAAGGUGACGCGGGAUCACGCGAUACGCGCGUGGCGGUUUCGCGAGGGUGAAAACAUCGAGACGCAGUACGGCAGCGGCUAUCCCACCGAUCCAGUGACGAAAAAGUGGCUGUCCACGAACGUGGACCGGGUAUUCGGUUUUCCGCAACUCGUCCGGUUUAGCUGGUCCACCGCCGAGCAGAUUCUCGAAUCGAAAGCGUUGACGGUGGAAUGGGAAGAAACGGAGGAGCCAGAAACUACCAACGAGCAGAAGAUCUUGAAAUUUUUCGCCAAAUCCCCGGCUAAAUCGUCCAACGGUCAUGUGAAAAAGCAUCCGUUCUUCACGGAACGUUGUCUAUCCAAUGCAACUACCUUAUGAUGUUUGCUUUAUGCUGAUUUCCUUCCUUCUCAUUGUGCUCAUAUAAUGGGAUUUUAAAGAGCCUUAACGUAAGACAAUAUCGAAUUAUUAUAUAGCUUAUAAUGUUUAGUGAUGAUUUUUAUAUUUAAUCAAGACAUGUACGAGACAUUCAGAGUAAAAGUGGAUUAAACGUAUCUUUUCCUCUAAAAAUAUCUAAGAUACAGGGUGAAUCUUAAUGGUUGCGUUAAUGUUUUACCGAAUGCAACCGUAUAAUCCACUAAAUAUAAUUCUUUACAAUUAGGUCUCUCUCAUGGUAAAAUGUUGACACAGUCAUUAAGAUUCACUUUCUAUAUAAUAAAUAUUCAAUAUUACUUUCAAUAUCUUUCGUUACGGUUUUAUUAGAUCGAUGUACAACACAUUUUGGGAGAAAUUUACGCGAUUUACUGAAGAAAAUAUUUCUGCAGAUUAGAGUUUAACGAUAUCAUUCUUCUUUGUAACUUGAUAUUACAGCGUUUUACCUUGAAACGUUUAUUAUAUUAUAACGUAAAUUAAAGAUAAGUAUAUAUCGACCGACUUACGAGAGAUUUUAUAUAUAUAUGUAUAAUAUAUGUAUAUAUAUUUAUAUACAUAUGUACAAGAACGUGUGUCCUUACAGCUACCAUAGAUAAAGAGUGUGGCAAGUUUUUAUUUACGAAAUCUUUUCUACACACCAUGCCACCGUGAUUAAUUAACAAUUAGGAAUGCUUAGCGUGAAAAGUUCGAAAAUCUUUGGUAAACGCACGCUACAGUCACACACGCCGUACAAUUAUUCCUAGGAUAUAAUCUUGUUAAUGUACGAUUAAUAGCGACUAGAUCGUUAAGGGCUACUGUAUGGUGGCGAACAGAAACGACGAUUUGUCUUGUUUACGUUGCGUUCGCUGCCUCUGCUUGGUUGUUAUGUACUAGAUUCUCGAUUCGUGUUUAUUUUAUUGAUUUACAGGGGCACACACGCGUCGUGUAAGUUCAUCGUGCGCGUCGCCCUCGUUUUCUUAACUAAAUAUCUGCCAUCCGAGACGAAUCGAGUGUGUGGUAUAUUGAUAUAAAUUAAUCUUGUAGAACAAAAUGACAUUUUUAGAUACUUUUAAGGAAGUUCUCCAAUCUUUUCACAAUAUAAAAAUUUGAACAAAUUUGAAAAUAAAUUUAUAAUUAAUAUAUAUAGGCAUUCCAAAUUUUCUCGAAUUUUUUGAUUGUAUGACGUUUUUUAAAAUAAUUUUUUAAAUUAAUAUUGAGUUUUACGAGAGAAAAAAAGUAAUUUUUUAAGUAAUUUAAUCUCAAACAAAUGUAAGAAAUUAAAAAGAAUUAUAUUCAUAAGAAGAAUGAUAUUGAAAAGUACAUUUUAAAAUUUAAAAAAAAAUGAAGUUUUACCAUAUAAUUUUUGUAAUAUAAAAGGUUUACACAAAUGUUUACAUGAAUUACACAAUUUUCUUUAAAUAUGAUAUCACACACACAUUAAUGAACAUGUAACAACAUCGCUUGUUUUUAUAUUUAAAUUAUUAUGAAUAAUUUUUUUACAUGAAUAUUUAUUAAUAUUAUAAAAAAGAUAUUUUUAAAUAACAAAUUAUCGUUUUUAUUACUUAAAUUUUAUUAAUUAUUUAUCAUUUUGAAGAUGGCAAUGCCAAAGACUUUUGUAAAAGGUAUGUGAAUGAAGUCAUAUAAUUUCGAUCUAUUUUUUUAAACUGGAGAAACUCCUUAAGUAUCUAAACUUUUUAAAUAAAUAUUCAAUAAAUACUUGAAGAUGACCGAAAUAUUUUAAUAAUCGCAAAUUGCACGUCGAUGUCCAAUUCGAAAAUUUGCGAAGAAUUUCCUCGUGUACGGCUAAAUUGUUAAUAUUAUAUCGUCUUAAAAUUCAGUGAAGUAUACUUGCAUUUUAUCGUUCCAGACGUGGCAUAGUUAAUGAAAAUUCAAUAAAACGCAGACCCAUGCCAUAGUUUGCACAGCUGAUACGUGCUAGCCGUACACAGUGAAUAUUCAGACGAAGUCGCACGCGCGUGUGUGCACUCGAACAAAUCGAUUUACGCACUUUAUGUAUGAGUCGCUGCAAGCAGUGUAAAAAGUCGGAACACCAAAUUUUCGCGAUGAAUAUCAGUAUGGCAGUGCAUAUAAUCCGAUGAAUGUACGAGACGUGCCAAGCAAAAAUGUUGCAAGUGCUAUUUUUUUCAUUUUUAGAGAGAAACGGAAAAUACAUAUUUUUUUAAACUAUUUAAAAAUUCUACAAAAGAGAAUCACCGUAAUAACUGCCAACAUUUUGGGAUAUUAUAUUAUUAAAAGGAAAACAAUUGUUAACGGAAUGAUAAUGCCAAAGUCAGGACUGACUGUGUCCUCAGUUUAUCUCCAAUGGGAAUAAAAUCUUGAAAACGUAUUCUGAAAUCAAAUUGAAGGCCAGAGUAGAUCUGGCAAUAGCAAUGCGACAACAAACUCUGAACAGAUUUCUUUAUCGCAAAGUGCUUACAGAUUCGCAACAUUGAUCAAAUCUAUCACCAGACAUGUCGAUAGAGUAUUAUCAAUAAAUAAAGAUCAAAUCUGUUUUUAGAAACAAAAAUAAAUCAAAAUAAAAUCUUUGCAUUAAUUUUUACAGAACCAAAAUUUGCCUUGUCAAAAAUGCAUCUCAUUUAUUUUCGUCUUUGAACCUAAUUUUGAGCAUUUACCUUCAAAAUCACUUAAUUAGAAUAUAAAUGAAAAAUCCCAUAAUGCUAUAUCAUUGUGUAGUUUUUUUUUUAUUUACAAGAAAUAAAACUCUGCCGCAUUUAUCUAUCGACGAUGCCGUGUUUUAGUUUGGUUAUUUUAGUGAAGAUUCUUUGAAUUUUUGCUAUUAAUUUGUUAUCAAUAUGUAUUAAA